UUAUAAGCUUCAUUCAUUUCACGGGAAAUUAAAGGAGAUUUUCGUGCGGACGUAUCAGUUUUAUUGCCUUGGGUCAUCUUGUGUUGAGUGUGUCUGCUGUAGAAUGAAGGCAGUCCUAUUAACGGCGUUCAACACUUUGUUUAUCUGUGGACUGAGUCCUGCCACUUCAGAUGCGUUCCUACCCACAUCUCCAAUAUUCACCCACGAACCCCCACAACUUGUUCAGUUUUCCAACUCCAAAGGUGCUCACGUCUCUUGUGCUGCACGUGGUGACCCUUUUCCUCACUUAACAUGGACGAAGGAAGAUGGUAAAGAGGUGCCUAACAUUGCAGAAGUUGUUUACGUCCGACCUGACGGAACACUUAUAUUUCAACCGUUCUCUCCCGAUAAAUACCAGCAAGAAAUUCACAGCUCUUCCUAUCGAUGCCUAGCAACCAACAGCGUGGGUACAAUAGGUAGCAGAAAAGUCACGGUGGAGGCAGUCAUUGACAACAAGUACAACGUUCGAGUGUACAGUGAUUAUAUCACUCAGGGAAACACGGCAGUCCUCAGAUGUCAAAUACCACCUUUUCUAAAAGGGGUUGCCAAGGUAACGUCGUGGAGUCGUGACGAUGGCAUCGUAAUACAUCUGGAUGAAGAGUACGGUGGUAAACACAGCUUGCUACCAUCUGGAGAACUGCUAGUUAAGGACGUUCAGCGCAAGGAUGCUUACCAUAGUUACAGAUGUCAAACGCGAAAUCGUCUUACAGGUUUCAUUGUGGAAAGUUCUUCUGCCAAACUGAUAGUUACAGAAUCCCACAAUGUGGUUCCUGCCAAAAUCAUUCACAGGGAGACGCACGUGCGGACACCUAGAGGCAGAAAGGUUCUUCUGCCGUGCGUGGCCCAGGGUUACCCUAUACCUUCUUGUAGCUGGUUGAGGAACCAAAAUGGACGACAAAAAUAUAUUGAUGGAGAUCCUCAUCUUCAGGUUUUGGGAUGUAGCCUUAUGGUGAGAGAACCUGGUGUACGAUACAGUGGAAAAUACACUUGUUUCGCUAAUAAUACUGUUGGAACAGACAAGGCCGAGACAGAAUUAUUAGUGUACGAACAUCUUAGUGCAGAAGUCUUCCCAGCUGUACAAAAGGUGACCACUGGUCAAUCUGUUAUCUUUAACUGUUCAAUAUCGGGUUAUCCUGUUCAGAUGAUUACAUGGAUGAAGGAUAUGAGACCCAUCGUUUCUCAAGGUAGAUUCAAUAUUCUCUACAGUAACAUCCUUUCCAUUAGUUCAGUUAGGAAACAAGACACGGGAAUAUACCAAUGCUUUGUUGAGAACAGUUUUGAUUCUGCUCAGGCGUUAGGAACUCUCGUACUCGCAG
Molecule: messenger RNA, 1355 nt
Organism: Limulus polyphemus (Atlantic horseshoe crab)
Lineage: Eukaryota; Metazoa; Arthropoda; Merostomata; Xiphosura; Limulidae
Product: Down syndrome cell adhesion molecule-like protein Dscam2
Exons: 6
Biological process (GO): axon guidance; dendrite self-avoidance; homophilic cell-cell adhesion
Cellular component (GO): plasma membrane; axon
Molecular function (GO): cell-cell adhesion mediator activity
Source: RefSeq, a predicted model, not a curated record